AUGGGCGACAUGGGAGAUCCACCUAAAAAAAAACGUCUGAUUUCCCUAUGUGUUGGUUGCGGCAAUCAGAUUCACGAUCAGUAUAUUCUGAGGGUUUCUCCGGAUUUGGAAUGGCAUGCGGCGUGUUUGAAAUGUGCCGAGUGUAACCAGUAUCUGGACGAGACCUGCACAUGUUUUGUUAGAGAUGGUAAAACCUACUGUAAAAGAGAUUACAUCAGGCUAUACGGCAUCAAGUGUGCCAAGUGCAGCAUCGGCUUCAGCAAGAACGACUUCGUGAUGCGCGCCCGCUCCAAGGUCUAUCACAUCGAGUGUUUCCGCUGCGUGGCCUGCAGCCGCCAGCUCAUUCCCGGGGACGAGUUCGCGCUGCGGGAGGACGGGCUCUUCUGCCGGGCUGACCACGAUGUGGUGGAAAGGGCCAGUCUGGGCGCGGGAGAUCCGCUCAGCCCCCUGCAUCCCGCCCGUCCGCUUCAGAUGGCAGCAGAACCUAUCUCCGCCAGGCAGCCCGCCCUGCGGCCCCACGUCCACAAGCAGCCGGAGAAGACCACCCGGGUGCGGACCGUCCUGAACGAGAAGCAGCUGCAUACCUUGAGGACCUGCUACGCGGCCAACCCACGGCCAGAUGCCCUCAUGAAAGAGCAGCUGGUGGAGAUGACCGGGCUGAGCCCCCGGGUCAUCCGCGUCUGGUUCCAGAACAAGCGCUGUAAAGACAAGAAGCGCAGCAUCAUGAUGAAACAGCUGCAGCAGCAACAGCCCAAUGACAAGACGAAUAUCCAGGGGAUGGCGGGGACCCCCAUGGUGGCUGCCAGCCCAGAGAGGCACGACGGUGGUUUGCAGGCCAACCCCGUGGAGGUGCAGAGCUACCAACCGCCCUGGAAAGUCCUGAGUGACUUCGCACUGCAGAGCGACAUCGAUCAGCCCGCCUUCCAACAACUGGUUAAUUUUUCCGAAGGAGGUCCCGGUUCCAAUUCUACCGGGAGUGAAGUAGCAUCGAUGUCUUCUCAGCUCCCAGACACCCCCAACAGCAUGGUAGCCAGUCCGAUCGAGGCAUGAAUGAGGGAUUUUUUUUUUUGUUUCUCCUUCCCGCUUGGCUUUUCCCCGUUGGAGCAAGUGGGAAGUUACACCUUCGGACUCUGCGGCAAAAGUAUUUAACAACCGAGUUAACGAAAACUGAAUCUAGACAUGAGCGCUCCAUGAAACGCACGAAGUCUGUUUUAAUGACAAAGUGAUAUGGUAGCAACACUGUGAAGACAAUCAUGGGAUUUUACUAGAAUUUAAAAUAAAAAACAAACAGAAACGCGAUCCAAGUAGGAGUACUGAAAAAAAAAGUUUUUAAAAACGUAGAGGAUUUAUAUUCGUGGAUCUCAAAAAGAACAUUUUCACUUCACUGCACAUCUAGAGAGGAACCGAGGGAAAGAGAUUUUUCCUAGUUCAUCGAUUCCCGAAUGGUGCUGUUCCUGAAUCGGUCGUUGCCUUGCCAAACCGGAGGCACCUCCAAGAUCCGGAAAAGAGACAAAGCUGCUCUCGGACAUGGAAAGUGACGUUGCAAGGAUUGCGGGUCAGCGUGGGUCUGAAAUGCUUAAAGUGAACUCUUCCACGGGCUUGCCUGAAAAACCGGGUCUCUUAGCAUGCCCCGUAGCUGGUUUCUAUUUCUCUCUCUCUGUCUCUCUCUCUCUCCCUCUCCCUCUCUCUCGUUCUGUUUUUGAGAU
This is a messenger RNA of Tachyglossus aculeatus (Australian echidna), 1706 nucleotides long. RefSeq names its product ISL LIM homeobox 1 (gene ISL1). Gene Ontology annotation, molecular function: cis-regulatory region sequence-specific DNA binding; DNA-binding transcription factor activity, RNA polymerase II-specific. The transcript is spliced from 6 exons. Gene Ontology annotation, biological process: neuron fate specification; positive regulation of transcription by RNA polymerase II; axonogenesis. Gene Ontology annotation, cellular component: nucleus. Bases 1 to 1050 code for a protein of 349 amino acids. The record is from RefSeq and is a predicted model, not a curated record. Lineage: Eukaryota; Metazoa; Chordata; Mammalia; Monotremata; Tachyglossidae.